Molecule: messenger RNA, 1404 nt
Organism: Penicillium brevicompactum
Lineage: Eukaryota; Fungi; Ascomycota; Eurotiomycetes; Eurotiales; Aspergillaceae
Product: secretory pathway gdp dissociation inhibitor
Exons: 8
Coding region: 1-1404 (467 amino acids)
Biological process (GO): protein transport; small GTPase-mediated signal transduction; vesicle-mediated transport
Cellular component (GO): cytoplasm
Molecular function (GO): Rab GDP-dissociation inhibitor activity
Source: RefSeq, a predicted model, not a curated record
AUGGAAGAGAUUGCCCCAGAAUACGAUGUUGUGGUGCUCGGCACUGGCUUGACCGAGUGUGUGCUGUCUGGUGUCCUCAGUGUGAAGGGCAACAAGGUCCUCCACAUCGAUCGCAAUGACCACUAUGGAGGAGAGGCAGCUUCUAUCAACAUCGAGGCUCUCUUCAAGAAAUACGGCAACGUCCAACCCGGCGAGGAGCCAUGGAAGAAAUACGGCAGAGUCAAUGACUGGAACAUUGACCUGGUCCCCAAGCUGUUGAUGUCCAACGGAGAGCUGACCAACAUCUUGGUCUCCACGGAUGUUACUCGGUACCUCGAAUUCAAGCAGAUCGCUGGCAGCUAUGUCCAGCAAGGCAAGGGCCCCAAGGCGACCGUGGCCAAGGUGCCCUCGGAUGCCGGUGAAGCUCUGCGCUCAUCUUUGAUGGGCAUGUUCGAGAAGCGACGGGCCAAGAAGUUCCUCGAGUGGGUCGGUGAAUUCAAGGAGGACGAUUCGGCCAGCCACCAGGGACUUAACGUCCACAACUGCACCAUGAAGGAGGUCUAUGACAAGUUCAGCCUCGAGGAUAACACUCGCGAUUUCAUCGGUCACUCCAUGGCCUUGUACCCCUCCGACGGAUACAUCAACCAGCCUGGCGCCGCCGUCGAGACCAUUAACCGCAUUCGCCUGUACGUCAACUCUAUGGCUCGUUACGGAAAGUCGCCAUACAUCUACCCUCUCUACGGUCUCGGCGAGCUUCCUCAAGGCUUCGCUCGUCUUUCCGCUAUCUACGGUGGUACUUACAUGCUUAACACCGAUGUCGAUGAGGUGCUGUACGAGAACGGCAAGGUUUCCGGUAUCAAGGCCACCAUGAAGGAUCGCGAGGACCAAUCCGACGCCAUGAAGUUCGAGACUAAGACCAAGAAGAUCAUCGCCGAUCCUUCUUACUUCCCCAGCAAGUCCAAGGUCACCGGAUACUUGCUCAAGGCUAUCUGCAUUCUGAACCACCCCAUCGAUAAGACUGACAGCAGCGACUCUCUCCAGCUUAUCAUUCCCCAGUCCCAGGUUGGACGCAAGCACGACAUCUACAUUGCUAUGGUCUCAUCUGCACACAAUGUUUGCCCCAAGGGUUACUACAUCGCCAUCGUGUCGACUAUCGCCGAGAACGAUGCCAACCCCCACCUCGAGCUCGAGGCCGGUUUCGAGCGCCUGGGUAAGAUCGAAGAGAAGUUCAUGGGACCCCCCAUUCCUCUCUACGAGCCCACCGACAGCGGUGAGGAGUCCAACAUCUUCAUCUCCAAGAGCUACGACUCUACCUCACAUUUCGAGACUACAACGGAUGAUGUCCGCGAUCUCUACCGCCGCGCCACUGGUGAGGAGUUGAAGGUUGAGGGUCUUCGGGAGGACCAGCAGCUGGCCGCAGAGUAA